UGUGGAGCUAAACAGCAGUUUUCCGCACAAAGGGGGACUUGUAUUUAAAACUCCACCUAUGGUGCAGCCCUUAUCCUGUCACCAGCCCAGCCGGAGAUGGGGCUCUGCGGACAGGCCGGCCGGCACAGCAGCGCGGGGACUGAGCUCGGGUCAACAAAGAUGCCUACUGUGAAGUAUCAGAGAGGGGACAUGGUGAUGGGCCGCUGGCCUGGCAGCAGCCUGUAUUAUGAGGUGAAGGUGCUUCACUUUGAUGCCAAAAGCCAGCUUUACACGGUCAUCUACAAGGACGGCACUGAGCUGGAACUCAAGGAGCAAGACAUAAAGAGUGCAGCUGGUUUCCAGUCGCGCCCUCGCUCCCGCUCUCGUUCUCGAUCACCAGGCCGUCGACGCAGUCGCUCUCGAUCCCCAGCACGGACCACGCGGCACUCGUCCUCGUGCACAGCGGCGGCCGUCGCUGCUGCAGCUAUCACAGAGAGCGCACCGCCUUCUCGCAGAGAUGCUAAGCUGGAGGAUUCAUUCGAAGUCAGGCUAAUUCCCCCGGAACAGACAAAGGCACCUGAGAACAAUGGCAACAAAAAGCAUGAAAAGAAAGAGGACAAUGAGCCUGCUAACAAAGUAAAUGAGAAGUCAGAGCCAGAGAAGAACCAAAGCCGUUACAAUCUACGGCGCAGGAAGGACGAUGGAGAUGGCAAAGCUGAGGCCAAAGCAGAGCAGCUGGAAGAAAAAGAGGCCAAGAUGGCUGCAGCUGCUUCUCCCCCCUCCGUUUCCCUUGACUUUGGAGGGAAGCUAGGUGCUUACUUCUGGCUGCUCUUCCUGCCAGCCUGGGUUCUCUUCCUGGUACUCAAAGUCAACCAGGAAGACCCCAGCCUCGCCAACUUCCCCCCUCCUUGGCCCCCCCUUGAAAGCUUUUGGGAUGCUAAGGCUCUUGGAUUUGUCGUUCUCUGGAUCUUAUUCCAGGUCCUGCUCUACAUCUUACCCGUUGGAAAGCUGAGCGAGGGCAUGCCGCUGCGCUCUGGGGAGAGGCUGAAGUACAGAACCAAUGGUUUCUUUGCCAUGGUGGUGAGUUGUGUGGCAGUAGCAGCAGCGGUGCAGCAAGGUGCUGACCUCACAUACAUCCACAGCCACUUCCUGCAGCUGGCUGUGGCCUCCUUCCUGAUCUCCAUCCUGCUCAGCAGCUACCUGUACGUCCGCUCUGGGCGCGCUGCUGCAGAGCAGCUGGCACUGGGCGGCAGCUCUGGAAAUGUGGCUUACGACUUUUUCAAAGGACGUGAGCUCAAUCCACGAAUCAAAUACUUUGAUCUAAAAUUCUUCUGCGAGAUGCGCCCUGGUCUGAUUGGCUGGUGUCUGAUCAACUUUGCGCUGGCGCUGGCGGAGAUGAAACGGCAGGGUCUGGAGGCUCCCUCUCACGCCAUGAUCCUGGUAAACCUCUUCCAGCUGCUCUACGUGGCCGACGGCCUCUGGAACGAGGAGGCCAUCCUGACCACCAUGGACCUAAUGCACGAUGGUUUUGGCUUCAUGUUGGCGUUUGGAGACCUGGUGUGGGUGCCCUUCACUUACACCCUGCAGGCUUACUACCUGGUGAGCCGGCCCACCCCGCUGAGCCCCCCUGCCCUCGCUGCCAUUGUCACACUUAAACUUGUUGGAUUCUACAUCUUUAGAAAGUCCAACUCUGAGAAGAACGCCUUCAGGAGAAACCCAUCAGACCCCCAACUUUCCCAUCUGAAGACCAUCCCCACAGCUACAGGGAGGAGUCUGCUGGUGUCUGGGUGGUGGGGGGUGGUGCGCCACCCUAACUACCUGGGGGACCUGCUGAUGGCUCUGGCCUGGUCCCUGCCCUGUGGCUUCAGCCACCUCCUCCCUUGGUACUACAUGAUCUACUUCAUCAUCCUACUGGUGCACCGAGACUCCCGUGACAUGAGCGAGUGCCGAAGGAAGUACGGCUCAGCGUGGGACGAGUACUGCCGAACAGUUCGCUACCGGAUCAUUCCCCGCGUCUACUGAGGGCGCCAGACACUCCUCUGCUGAGGCCCCCCCAGUCAAACUCUCAUUAAUAAUGGAUGGACCAUUGUUUUUACUUUUAUAAUAUUUUGUUUAAACUAAGAAUAUUUAAAAUUGUGUUUCUGGACUGAAGAAGCUAAAGUAUUGUCAAUGUUUGUAAGGAAGAAAAACAUGCCACAUUGGUAUUGUAGACUAUUCGAAGAACUGCCUUUUUAAUAGAAAAUACAAAAAAAAUAUAGAUUUUAAAAGUUUGAAAAUCUGGGGGAAUUGAAAACCACCUCUGCUUGGAAUGUGUUGUUGGGAUGUAUAUUUUUGUAGAUACACAUUUGUUUUUAUACUUCAAGAAUAUUGGACAGAUUUCCAAAAUGUAUAUUAUUUUGGUAAAUCUUUGCUCCCAUAUUCAAUAGAAAAAACUAUUUCAGCUUAGUUUAUAUGAAUAAUUGUGUAGUACACCUGCUUGUGUAUAUUAUGAAGGAGGUUUUAAAUCUGCACAGUGGAAUGUGUUUUUUCUCAGGACCCAGAACCUUGUCCAAAGCUCCAUUAGAACAGUUUUGUCUUGUUUAUUGUGUGUAUCUUUUUAUAUAGAUAUCUAAUUUUGACUUGAGAGUGUAAAAUGAUUUUGGAGGGUUCAGGAAAGAUGCACUAAUGUGUUUGUAGCAUGAUCAAUCCCAAAGUGUGUUAGAUUUGGCUUUGCUACCUCAGGUUCACUCACUUGGUCCUCUGUAGUGUGUGUGUGUGUGUGUGUGUAAUUAUGAGCGUCACUGCUUUACAAACAAAAUGACUAUGACUCAUAUUAACAAUAAUAUAAGUUUCUGUCAUGAGCUAUUCCAAUUUACUUUUAUUUCCUGCAUUUUAUGCCGCUAAGGAAACCAUUUUGUCCAGCUAGAUUAUGAACUGGUUGUUCAUUUCCCACCACUGCCACACACAUUUGCUUUUACUUGUCUAGCAGAUGUAAUGAUGUUUAUACUGUGAUGACAUGGAGCUCUUUUUGUUAAUGCAUUUACAAAACCAAAAAAGUGUUUUCUGCCUGCAGCUGUAGAGUCCAGUAGCAAUACAUUGACUAGACUAGUAAGCAUUUCUUAUGCUGUGCUGACUGACUGCAAUGUAAAUAUUGUUUUUUUAAAUCCUUUUCAAUGAGAGUAGUGAUGAUAACAAUGUUCCCAUUGGAUAUUUAAUUUGUUGUUUGAAGUUAACUUUGUAAAUCUGACCACUGUAGUAAUGUUUACACAUAGAUCUGCCAUGUUUCUGGACAAUACUUAUACGUAUUAAAAGCACAUGUGGAAUGGUCUGUAACAGUGUUUGUCUGAUCAGAGAAUACAUGUUAGAUAAAGAGAAGAGAGGUCACAUGUCUCAACAUAUUCUGUGCUUAAUAUGGCAGUGGGUGGGCAGCCUGAGUGGAAGCAGUACGUUGGAUCUCCUUUGUACUGUACAGCAGGCUGUAAGUGAGCAUCAAUCACUUACAGCCUGCUGGCUUUUGCUGGAAAAAGCUUAUCUAUAAAAAUGGUGCAGCAUCAAAUAAAGAUUGAGAG
Messenger RNA from Trematomus bernacchii (emerald rockcod), 3527 nucleotides. It is a transcript of the gene lbr, whose product is annotated as lamin B receptor. Lineage: Eukaryota; Metazoa; Chordata; Actinopteri; Perciformes; Nototheniidae. The record is from RefSeq and is a predicted model, not a curated record. Gene Ontology annotation, molecular function: oxidoreductase activity, acting on the CH-CH group of donors, NAD or NADP as acceptor. Gene Ontology annotation, biological process: sterol biosynthetic process. Gene Ontology annotation, cellular component: nuclear inner membrane.